This is a messenger RNA of Sebastes umbrosus (honeycomb rockfish), 922 nucleotides long. RefSeq names its product sulfotransferase family 3, cytosolic sulfotransferase 1 (gene sult3st1). Bases 38 to 889 code for a protein of 283 amino acids. NCBI's taxonomy places the organism in Eukaryota, Metazoa, Chordata, Actinopteri, Perciformes, Sebastidae. The transcript has 6 exons. Gene Ontology annotation, molecular function: sulfotransferase activity. The record is from RefSeq and is a predicted model, not a curated record. Gene Ontology annotation, biological process: sulfation. Gene Ontology annotation, cellular component: cytoplasm.
ACAUUUCUCUCAUUGUUCUGUGUGAUUCAGGAGAAACAUGGAGCAGAUCACCGACUAUCUCUGCAGGUAUAAAAACUUCAACUUUGCUGUCGGUUUCACAACUCCAGAGCACAUAGAUUCUCUCCAGAGCUUUGAAAUUCGAGAAAGCGACGUAUUCCUUGUCACUUAUCUAAAGUCAGGUACUAUAUGGACUCAACAGAUCAUCAUCUCCAUCUGUGAGUUAGACGGGGGUCUGCAUAAAUAUGCAAACAACAUGGAGCAGAUGCCGUGGCUGGAGUUCAGAGACGUACAAGAAGAUUACGCCCUACGACCCUCUCCACGGCUCUUCACCUCUCACCUCACUCCGGCUCUCAUGCCUCCAGGGCUGAAGGACAAGAAGGCAAAGAUUAUCUACGUCAUGCGGAAUCCAAAGGACAACAUCGUCUCCUAUUACCACUUCAGUAAUGUCAGUGACGACCUGGAGACUCCUAAGAGCUUUGAGGACUUCUUUGAGCAGUACCUGGCAGGCAACGUUGGAGGAUCAUCCUGGUUUGACCACAUCAGGGAGUGGCAUUCAAAGAGAGACCAGUACAACAUCCUCUUCCUGACCUAUGAGGACAUGAUCUUGGACCUGAAGGCGGCAGUAACCAAAAUCUGCACUUUCCUAGGGAAAAACCUGAGUGAAACAGCCAUUGAGCAAGUUGUGGAAAAAGCUUCAUUUGAGAGCAUGAAGAAAAACUCUAAAGCCAACUACGAGUUUCUGCCACAAGAGAAGAUGGAGGGAGACUUCAUGCGCAGAGGUAAAAUCGGUGACUGGAAGAACACCUUUACUGCCGCUCAGAGUCAAAGAGUUGAUCAACUCCUUCAGGAGAGACUCGGUGAUCUGUCUCUGAAGUUCAUCUGGGAGUAAACGGAGAAGCCACACCGACCAUAAGAUAUUCAC